GCCAGAUUACCCCCAAGGUGUUGUAGUGACAAACUCUAUGCCUCCAUGGUGGCCACGCUCGUUACGUAGGCUGCUAUGUCGAUUCUAUUUCAUGAGUGUCUGUGACAGAGUAACCUAUGCACGGUGCUCCUACGGCUGUGUAGAGUGUGAACACGUCUUGGUCAGAUCUGCCGAAUUUUGAGGCUGAACAGUUUUACCAAGGAAGGUCUGUCGCACUUUCGUCGGUGAAUAUUGCAGUGAUCGACAUGAACGUUAGCAUCGCAGACAUUUGCCAGAACACGCGCAUGGGACGCGAGUGCGCUCUCUUGGGCAACUACGAGUCGGCCAUCGUGUACUACCAAGGCGUCAUACAGCAGAUACACCGACUUGUGCAGACCACAACUGGAGAUCCCAUGCGCAAGGAGCGCUGGCAGCAGAUUCAGCAAGAGCUGGCCCAGGAAUAUGAGUACAUCAAAGACAUACAGGUGGUGCUCAGUGGAUUCCGCUCGGAGAGCCACUUGGAACGCACUCCCACAAGUCGGAUCAACUAUGAGGAUGACACUGCCCUUGAUCCAGAGGCCUGGUUUACCCCGCGAGAUCCUGAAGUUUGGCCGGCGCCCAACCCAGUGGAGCACAAGCCAGGCCCAUCCGUCCGCCAGGUGAGUCGUGGUCGGAGAACAGAGACGUCACGGACAGCUAGCAACCGGGGCUCGUCUAGUGGCAAGGGCAGCGGAGGCAGUACCAUCAAGCGAGGCACCGAUACGAAAGCCUCUCGGAAGGAGGACAGCAAGCCACGUAGCAAAGACAAGGAUGCUAAAAAGGAUGAACCUGCGGGCAAGGACCCCGAGCAGCAGCAACAGCAGGAGAAGAAGUUUGACUGUGCAGGUUAUGACCAUGAGCUGGUGGAGCUGCUGGAGCGGGACAUUCUGCAGCGGAACCCGAACGUGCGCUGGGAUGACAUUGCUGAUCUGCAUGAGGCCAAGAAGCUGCUCGAGGAGGCUGUUGUACUGCCCAUGUGGAUGCCUGACUUCUUCAAGGGCAUCCGCCGCCCCUGGAAGGGUGUGCUGAUGGUGGGGCCACCAGGCACUGGCAAGACCAUGCUGGCCAAGGCAGUAGCCACAGAGUGCAGCACAACCUUCUUCAAUGUUUCCUCUUCAACGCUCACUUCCAAGUACCGGGGGGAAAGUGAGAAGCUGGUGCGCCUGCUCUUUGAGAUGGCCCGGUUCCAUGCACCAAGUACCAUCUUCGUUGAUGAAAUUGAUUCCCUGUGCUCACGAAGAGGCUCUGACUCAGAGCAUGAGGCCAGCCGGCGUGUAAAAUCGGAGCUGCUUAUCCAGAUGGAUGGCAUCACCAACAACGAGGACCCUGCCAAGGUGGUAAUGGUUUUGGCGGCCACCAACUUUCCCUGGGACAUUGAUGAGGCACUGCGCAGGAGGCUCGAGAAGCGCAUCUACAUUCCUCUGCCCAACAGUGCCGGGAGGGAGGCACUGCUGAGGAUCAACCUGAAGGACGUCGAGGUUUGCCCUGGGCUUGACAUCAACAUCAUUGCAGAGCGGCUCGAAGGCUAUUCCGGUGCUGACAUCACAAACGUCUGCAGGGAUGCCUCAAUGAUGGCUAUGCGAAGGAGAAUACAUGGUCUCACACCGGAGGAGAUUCGCAACCUAGCCAAAGAAGAACUCGAACUUCCCGUUAGUCGAGAAGACUUCGAAGAGGCCAUACACAAGAUCAACAAAUCUGUCAGCCGGGAGGAUCUGGAGAAGUAUGAGAAAUGGAUGUCGGAAUUUGGUUCAACAUAAUUGCCUGCUGACAGCAACUAAAGCCCUUGAUUGAGUUGGUGCCAAGUUUGGACACGCGCUAAGCUUGGCAACCUCUCCACUCAAGUGAUCACCAGUGUGGUUCUCACCCAAGCCUACUUUUUGUCAAGCAUUUUAUACAUGCAGUAGAACCUUGUUAAUAUGUAGUUGGCGGGGAACAUGGAUCAGGUACACACUAAGCAUGUGCUAUUUAAUCAACAAUGUCAGAUGAGCAGCAAUGACCUUGCCGGCAAAAAAGAAAGAAAGGGGAACUACAUCUUGAUUCUCACUGAAACAUACACACAGACAAGUUUUAUUCGUGAGCAGACAGCAAAAUAUAUAGGGUUUUUAAUUGCCGCUAUGGUGGCCUUGCAGCGACGAUGGCAUCCUCAAACUCGACAAGGUUGCGAGCCAGUUUCUGCAUCAAGCCCCGCUUCUUUGCAAAUGCCCUCAAGGCAGUCAACGCACGCGCUUUGUCGAAUAUGGAAGGGCCAUCAUCCACUUCCACGUCAUCCACAAUGACGACUUCUAAAUGCCAGAAGCCAACAGAGCAGCAAACAUGUUAUGGCAACUAUUUUGUGAUGUCACUAUCAGUGGCAACUGCAGUCCGGCUAAAGUCCAUUCACCAUAAUUUCGUUAUGUAUGGUCUGCAUGCACAAAAUUUCGCUGAUUCUGCACUUGUACGUGCUGAAAUAUGUAGUAAAUACUAUGCACUAACCGUUUGGCAUGCGGUAAGCAACUACAGCUUAAGCGGUCAGCCAGUACAUUAGAUUCAACGAUGACAGGGUGGCAAAUUCAUUGUGACUAUAUUUAAACCGAAAUUACUAAUUAAGUGGGUACUUAUUAACAAGGUUUUACUGUACUGUGAAAUUCACUGUUUGCUAGAGCAUCUUAUCGAUCAUUCUUUGGUGACCUGUCAGACAAGGAGUGGUGUCAUGACACUUGCUACAGCAGUGUCAAAGCACUUAAUGCACCUUAACCACCCAACGUCAUUAAAGUGUUAUCACACUCAGUAUAAGCUACAAUGCGCAAGUGCUUUGGCACAUGCUUUCACUUUGUAGCUCAUAUUGAGUGCUAUAAUACCAGACUUUGUCUAAGUCAGAACAAAAGCAGAGCACUGGCAGAGUCUUCUCCUUCAGAACGAACUUCCAUGGCUUCUGUAAUCUUCUAUGUGCACUUGUCCCUGCUACGGCAAAUAAUGAUGCAAUAAUAAAGAAACGGCGAGCACCGACACUUUCCAGAAAGCAGGGACAGGUUGCUGUCGGCUUCCUUGUGGACUAGACCGUCGUUUAUGCAUCUGCUUGUCUAAUCUAAGUAGUUAGUAGUUCCUGCCCCAUGAGAGUGAGAUCCAGCAUGCCAUGCCACACACACAUUGAAUGCACCAAUGGGUGAUGCAUGCUGCAAAGCCUUUUUUGGGUUGGCAAGUUUUCCUGCAUGGCUGUGCUAGCUUCAUGGGCGCAGUCCUGGCAAAGGACUGAAAAGGCCGCAGCAGAAAUUGGCAGUCAUUCUUAUAUACGUGUCAUAUUGCACAGGUUGAAGGUCAGCCAGCGAACUAAUGUUGCAGUUGUCAUGACUGCCCUCGUGAAGCUAGCACACCUAUGUAGGAAAACUUGCCUCCCCAAAAAAGGAUCUGCGACUUGUACCACCAAUCAUCGCAGAUGGUACAUUCAAUAUGCACGCAGCAUGGUUUACCAGAUCCCACUCUCAUGGCGCAGAGACUAAGGGUAGCUGCCUAAACGACCACCUAAGAGAGCACAAUGACAGAACUUUUGUGUCCGCACACAAAAACUAUCAUCAUCAAUGGCUUAUACCCACAUAAGCACUAAUACCCCCGUAUGCAAGCAAAAAAUGCAAUGGCUCAUAGCCCCAUAAGGUAGAUGCUACAAGCACUCAACAAAGUGUAGUGUACAGUGCUUACAUUUUUUGGAAUCACGCAAACGAUAUACAGAACAGCAUGUCGAAAACUGUCAACUACCUCAGAAAAACGUAGUUGAGUAGUGUUGAGCAGGAGUUGUGAUGGGGAGGCAACGCGUGGUUAGGACACUUGAAGAGCAGCUUGCUUAUGAAGUGCAAUGGUGCAAACUUAGACAAGAGUACGAUUGACAGCGCACGGCAAACAUCGCUGAAGAUGGUGCCUGAUAGGCCGAGCUUGAGCAGCAGGCCAGCCGUCGAGACGACUUGUGUCAUGAAUUGGAGAAUGCGGCGAAGGGACACAAAAGUCUCUUUGAUGUCGAAAUGCCAUGUCGAAAGGUUCAUGGCUACUCACUUUGUUUGGGUUAGUUGCGAUUACACUGUCCCUCUGGUUGUUGUCGGUGAUUUCAGUGUGGGUGUGUCGGGACCAAAAAGGGAGUGGUUUACACAUUUUAUAUUGGAGACAUUUCGUUUGCGAUGCCACACUGAUCUGGCCAAACCAACCUGCCAGUGGUAUAAGUGCAUCGAUUUAACAUUGUCAACGAAUAUGUCUGCAGUUGCGAGUAUGCCGAUCAGUGUACAUCAUUAUGACCUUAGUUACUAAGUGAGAAUGAGGGAUGCAAUAAAGCCUUUACCACAAGCUUUCUUACCACAAUGUCUACAGCUCCACUGGUCAUCCACCUUCACAGGGUGGAAUGGCCUUGAAUUUUUGUUCAUUAUUGCACUAUUAUUUGUCGUAAUAGGGACACGUGCACAUAGGAGAUUACAGAAGCAGUGGAAAUCCAUUCUGAAGGAGAAAACAGUCUGUUCUUACUGACUGAAGAACUCUGGUAACUUGCACAUGAACCUUAGCCAUAUUGAUGACAUCGUCAUCUGUUUUCUGCUGAUAACUUGUUAUGUAUUCUGUUAACCUUUCAAUAUAUAUGCGCCGGUUGGAA
Molecule: messenger RNA, 4621 nt
Organism: Dermacentor albipictus
Lineage: Eukaryota; Metazoa; Arthropoda; Arachnida; Ixodida; Ixodidae
Gene: Kat60
Product: Katanin 60
Biological process (GO): microtubule severing
Cellular component (GO): microtubule cytoskeleton
Molecular function (GO): ATP binding; microtubule binding; microtubule severing ATPase activity
Source: RefSeq, a predicted model, not a curated record